UUUACAGUUUACUGUAAGUAGUGGUAAGUUCAGUAAUCACCACAUGUUGGGUUUUGAGGUAAUUAAUUUUUCAUAGCACGAAUCAAAAAUUUCGAUAGUUUCUCAGAGCCCUCAGAGCGUGUUGGAGAAAAAUUUUGGUGAUAUGUUUGUAAUUUAAAUAAGAAAAGAUGAAGUUUAUAGCUAUUAUUUUGAUUACUCUACAAUUUUUAAACAUAUGUAAUGUUUCUGUUGCUUGGGAUGACGAUGAAUUAGAAGUUUUUGAUGUUGUUGAAGAAGUAAAUCAAAAUUUUUAUCAACUUCUCGGUGUCACACAGGAUGCCAAUGCAACGAGUAUCAGAAAAGCCUUUCGGCAAUUAUCAUUACAAUUACAUCCUGAUAAAAACGAUGCACCUGAUGCUGAUGUUAAAUUUAGAAAUUUAGUCUCAGUGUAUGAUGUUUUAAGAGAUACAAAUAAACGAAAACAUUAUGACAAUGUUCUCGUUAACGGAUUGCCAAAUUGGCGAUCAGCUGUAUAUUAUUAUCGUCACGUUAGAAAAAUGGGAUUAUUGGAAAUGAGUAUUAUUUUAUUUAUCGUUAUAACAAUUGGUCAAUAUAUUGUGGCAUGGGCCGCUUACUUUGAAAAACGAUAUACUUAUGAACAAGUACUAGGUAGUAAAUUACAAAAAUUACAAAAGAAAAACCGUAAAGGUAAAAUGGAAGUACCAGAUUUAGCAGAUAUUCUUGAAAAAAUUCCAACGCCUAGUGUAUGGAAUACAUUACCAUUUCAAUUACCGUGUUGGACUGUAGCAUCAAUUGUAGGAAUUCCAUCAACGAUACGUGCGAUAAAAGAAAUGAUUGAAGAACGAAAACGACGAAAACAAGAAGAGGAAGCAGCAUUAGCUGAAGAAAAUGAAGAGGUAGAAGUUGAGCCAGUGCCAAGAGGCCCUAGACGACGUCGUGCAGGUUUUACGCCACAAGAACACAGUGGUAAUAAUUCGACUGAGUUAAAAAAAAGAGAUAAUAUUCGUGCCAAUCAUGUUUAUGAAAAACCUAAAUACACGGGUGGUCUUUGGACUGAUGAUGAUAUAUUAGAAUUAAUAAAAUUAGUUAAAAAAUAUCCUGGAGGUACACCCGAUCGAUGGGAAAAAAUAGCUGAAGCUAUGAAUCGUAGUGUCAAUGAAGUAACACAUAUGGCAAAAAAAAUAAAAGAUGAAGGUUUGAAGCCUAAUCAAACUGCUGAAGAAUCUUUACCCGUUAAGCUGCCAACAAAAAUUAAAACACGAGCAGAAACUUCUGAAAAUGAAGUAGUUUGGAGCCAAGAUGAACAAAAAGCACUAGAAUCUGCUUUACUAAAAUAUCCAAAAAGUUCUUCUAUCGAUAGGUGGGAAAAAAUAGCCAAUUGUAUCGGAGGAAAAACGAAAGAGGAGUGCCAACAACGAUAUCGUCAACUAGUUGAUUUAGUAAAAAAAAAAAACGAUACAACUCAAUAAUAUGCCAAAUAUUUUUAUAUGAAUAAAUUACUUAAAAAUU
Microplitis demolitor is the source of this 1509-nucleotide messenger RNA. RefSeq names its product dnaJ homolog subfamily C member 1-like. The record is from RefSeq and is a predicted model, not a curated record. Lineage: Eukaryota; Metazoa; Arthropoda; Insecta; Hymenoptera; Braconidae. The coding region runs from base 168 to 1469 and encodes 433 amino acids. The transcript has 7 exons. Gene Ontology annotation, cellular component: endomembrane system.